Molecule: messenger RNA, 960 nt
Organism: Populus nigra (black poplar)
Lineage: Eukaryota; Viridiplantae; Streptophyta; Magnoliopsida; Malpighiales; Salicaceae
Product: palmitoyl-acyl carrier protein thioesterase, chloroplastic-like
Exons: 7
Coding region: 1-960 (319 amino acids)
Biological process (GO): fatty acid biosynthetic process
Molecular function (GO): fatty acyl-[ACP] hydrolase activity; acyl carrier activity
Source: RefSeq, a predicted model, not a curated record
AUGGUAGCUCUCAAGGGAAAUGCAUUGUUUGGAACAAAUUCUGUAACUGGCGAGCAGAGGGGCUUUAUAUCAGCUACAUCUGUUACAGAAUUGACUCGUGGGUCAUCAUUAAAGGAGGAGUUGGAUACAGACAAACUGUUGUUACUUGCAAGGUCAUUUGAAGUUGAUGCUGAUAAAACUGCAACAUUAGAAAGCAUUCUCAACCUUCUUCAGGAAACAGCAUUGAACCACGUAUUGGUAUCUGGACUGCUAGGUGAUGGUUUUGGUGCAACGCAUGGCAUGGUAAGCAAUAACCUCGCAAGGGUUGUAACAAGGAUGCAAGUUCGAGUUGAUGAAUAUCCGUGGAUGCUUGAGAAGCUUAAUGGUUUUUGUAGGGGUGAAGUAAUGGAGGUUGACACAUGGAUAGGGGCAUCAGGUAAAAAUGAAAACAGGCGAGACUGGCUUAUCAGAAGUGAUGCCACCGGAGAAGUCUUAACUCGGGCUACAAGAACUUGGGCGAUGAUGAACCAACAAACUAGACGACUAUCAAAGAUGCCAGAAGCAGUCAGAGCGGAGAUUUCACCUGGGUUUAUAGAAAAGAAAACUUUUCAAGAAGAAAUUCCUGAAAAGAUCAACAAGCUAAACACGAAUGCCAAAUUUACAAACAGCAACUUGAAGACCAUCCCUCGCAAGUUUUUGGAGAACUACCAGCUAACCAGGAUAGCUUUCGAGUGUAGAAGAGAAUGUGGCAGUUGUUCAGACGUGGUUCAAUCACUAUGUGAACCUGAAGAAGAGUGGUCUGAAGAAAGACAUCAAGGCAGUAAUAACGUUGACAAUGGAGAUUCACUAGCAUCAGUUUUGUUUCAGGACUCAAAGCGCGAGGCUAUAUGUAGUAGCAACUACCAACACAGCAACAUUCUUGCAGACAAGAGUGUUGAGACUUCUACUACAGCCUCAAGAGCAAUCAAGUAUAGGAUAUAG